AUGUACUCACUCCAAGGGUUCAUCACAACAGCACUCAUCGUCAUCUCCAGCCUCACGCAACUCACCGAAUCUCACGCACAAUCGGCCGCUCCUUCCCCCGAUCCCGAAUCGCACGCUCCUCUAGCCGCGGUCGCACAAGACUCCCUCUUCGGCUCACUCCCCACAGACCCCGACAUGUCGUCCAUCGCCCGCCAGGCCCCGCUGGUCAUCCCGGCCGCGGGCAAGCACACGGCGACCUUCAUCUUCGCCCACGGCCUCGGCGACACGGGCAUGGGCUGGGCCAGCGCCGUCGAGAACUGGAGGCGGAGGCAGAGGCUCGACGAGGUUAAGUUCGUGCUGCCCCACGCGCCUCAGAUCCCCAUCACCUGUAACAUGGGCAUGCGCAUGCCGGGUUGGUUCGACAUAGUAAGUCGCGCCUCCAUCCUAGACCGCCACAACAUCCCCCCGUCGCCGUCCCGUCUGACACCGUCCGCCCUCCUCGCGCAGAAAACCCUCGACGGCACCGUCGAGUCCCUCCGCGAGUCCGAGGACCAGGCCGGCAUCCUGGCCUCCAACGAGUACUUCCACGGCCUCGUGCAGGCCGAGGUGGACGCGGGCAUCCCCGCCGACCGCAUCGUCCUCGGCGGCUUCAGCCAGGGCGGCGCCAUGGCCAUCUUCUCGGGCCUCACGGGGCAGCACAAGAUCGCCGGCAUCGUGGGCCUGUCGUGCUGGCUGCUGCUGAGCGACAAGUUCGCGAGCUUCGUGCCCGAGGCGAAGGCGAACCAGGCCACGCCCGUGUUCCUGGGCCACGGCGACGCGGACCCGCUCGUCAGGCCCGAGCUGGGCGCGUUGACCAUGGAGGCGUUGAAGAAGUUGGGGUAUGAUGUUUCGAGGACGCUUUACCCGGGAAUGGGUCACUCUGCCUGCCUGGAGGAGCUGGAUGAUGUUGAGGCGUUCUUGUCGAAGAGGUUGCCGCCUACCGAGAAGUAG
This is a messenger RNA of Colletotrichum karsti, 969 nucleotides long. RefSeq lists its product as uncharacterized. Gene Ontology annotation, molecular function: carboxylic ester hydrolase activity; palmitoyl-(protein) hydrolase activity. The transcript is spliced from 3 exons. Gene Ontology annotation, cellular component: cytoplasm. The coding region runs from base 1 to 969 and encodes 322 amino acids. The record is from RefSeq and is a predicted model, not a curated record. Gene Ontology annotation, biological process: protein depalmitoylation. Lineage: Eukaryota; Fungi; Ascomycota; Sordariomycetes; Glomerellales; Glomerellaceae.